CCCAAUUCCAAUCAGGCGGAUAUGGCGAACAUCGUCGUAGUAGGUGCCGGCGUUUCUGGUCUGACGACUGCACUUCUUCUUGCCAAGAAUGGACACAAGAUCACUGUAGUGGCAAAACACAUGCCUGGAGACUAUGAUAUUGAAUACGCCUCGCCCUGGGCGGGAGCAAACUAUUUGCCAGUCAGCAAGCCAGGAACGGAAUUCCAGUCAUGGGAGAAGAAUACCUGGCCUGAGCUGCAACGUCUGGCACGAGAUGUGCCUGAAGCGGGAAUUCAUUUUCAAGACACAUACGUAUAUCGUAGAGCCAAAGACGCCGGAUCACCAGUGGCAGAUUGGUUCAAAGAACUCAUUCGAGAAGAUGCUUGGUUUAAGGAUACCCUUCCCAACUUCAAACCCCUUCCCCCAUCUUCCCUCCCACCAGGAAUGGACGGCGGAACAACCUUCACCUCCAUCUGCAUCAACACAGCCAUCUACCUCCCCUACCUCGUCUCCCAGCUCCUCUCCCACGGCGCCACCUUCCGCCGCUACAUUCUCUCCCACAUUUCCCACGCCACCCAUCUCCACCACCUCCAGCCCCAGCGCGGCGCAGACCUCAUCAUCAACGCCACAGGCCUCUCAUCCCUCACCCUCGGCGGCGUCCGCGACUCCCUCCUCUAUCCCGCCCGAGGCCAAAUCGUGCUCGUACGAAAUUCUCCCGGAAAUAAUACCAUGGCAUCGACCUCGGGCACAGACGACGGCGAAGACGAAGCGGUAUAUAUUAUGGAACGCGCCGCGGGUGGAGGUACCGUGUUGGGGGGAUGUCUGCAAGCUCAUCAGUGGGAAUCUCAACCGGAUCCGAAUCUGGCUUCGAGGAUUAUGAAGCGUGCUGUUGAGUUGUGUCCGGGUUUGGUCGGCCCGGGACAGGGUCCCGAGGGAUUGAGUGUUGUUCGUCAUGGGGUCGGGUUGAGACCGAUGAGGACUGGGGGGAUUAGGUUGGAGAGGGAAGUGAUUGAUGGCGGGGUCGUGGUGGUGCAUAAUUAUGGUCAUGGGGGUUAUGGAUAUCAGACUUCGUAUGGGACUGCUGAGGUGGCUGUGAGACUUGCGGAGGAGGGGUUGAGGGAGAGGGCGAAGUUGUAGGAAGUUGGUGGUGUUGGUGAUGGUUGAAAUGUUAUUAGCCU
Sphaerulina musiva SO2202 is the source of this 1157-nucleotide messenger RNA. RefSeq names its product nucleotide-binding domain-containing protein. The transcript has 5 exons. Bases 22 to 1116 code for a protein of 364 amino acids. Gene Ontology annotation, molecular function: FAD binding; D-amino-acid oxidase activity. Lineage: Eukaryota; Fungi; Ascomycota; Dothideomycetes; Mycosphaerellales; Mycosphaerellaceae. The record is from RefSeq and is a predicted model, not a curated record.